Molecule: messenger RNA, 1096 nt
Organism: Geodia barretti
Lineage: Eukaryota; Metazoa; Porifera; Demospongiae; Tetractinellida; Geodiidae
Source: the annotation of a GenBank genome assembly
GGCGGCUCGCCGAGGUCGCGGCUCGACAUCGCUGGACGGGAAGGUGGUGGAUGUGCCGGUGGUAAAAAGAGCGCAGGCGGUUCUAGAACUGGCUGAAUCUAUGAGGGACAGUGGCUGACUCGGCACGCUGAAAGAAAUAAGAGAUAAAUAGGACGCAGAAAUGGGAGAUUCAUCUAACAGACAGACCGACAAGAUCCUGCUGAAGGGGCUUGCAUUUUAUGGGCAUCAUGGUGUGAGUCCGCACGAGAAGGCGCUGGGGCAGCGUUUCAUUGUGGAUGUAACGAUGGAAUGCGAUGCACGCGCCGCCGGCCUUUCCGACGACCUGGCGGAUGCGGUGGACUAUGUUCCCGCCUACGAAAUCGUGAAAGCAGUUAUGGAAGGCGAAAGCAAAGACUUGAUAGAGAGCGUUGCAGAGGAUAUCGCAGGGCAGAUUCUCGAGACACUUAAUGGGUAUGAGGUUGGGGUAGCUUGUCAUGAAACUGACGAACCGGCGGUCUGGAACGACGGUGAUGGAAUCGCCAACGAAAAGCGCCCCCUUGCCGUCCGCUCCGUCUGCCCAAUGCAGCACCGCGCUGCCUUCAAAGUGACCGCCACACUGGAUCAGGGUUGCGCCGGGCAUUACCUCAAGGGGCUGUCCGUCCCAGUAUUGGAUGUUCGCGUGCGGGCGCAUUACGUGUUCGCGGUCGGCUUCCGGAACGAUGAUGGUCGCGUCGUCGAACGCAAGGCUCCACGAAACCAUGCUGUCGUAGAAGUGCGGGUGCGAAAAGCAGAUAGCCUGUAUACCGCCACGCGCCUGUAUGGCUGCGAUUGCGCUGUCGUCGAGCAGGCUGAUGCAGUCGUAGAGUACAUUGCCGGCAGGCGUCUGCAGCAGCAGGGCGCGCUGUCCAAUAGAGAACGAAGGCACUAUGCCGAUACCGGUAAGACCGGGUUCAAGGUCCCGGACUUCAUUGGCGUAACCUUGCGCCUUCAGCUCAUCCAUCGUGGUCCACUGCUGUCCGUCCCAGCCGAUGUACUGGCGCGGGUCAUCGCAAUGGGGCAAUUCGGCGGAGGCGUCUCACUCUCGGUGAAUUCGACGCCGCAUGUCUUGCAGAUAUAG